Messenger RNA from Paramormyrops kingsleyae, 4134 nucleotides. RefSeq names its product contactin-3-like. The record is from RefSeq and is a predicted model, not a curated record. Gene Ontology annotation, cellular component: plasma membrane; axon. Gene Ontology annotation, biological process: cell-cell adhesion; brain development; axon guidance. Gene Ontology annotation, molecular function: cell-cell adhesion mediator activity. NCBI's taxonomy places the organism in Eukaryota, Metazoa, Chordata, Actinopteri, Osteoglossiformes, Mormyridae.
UUGAAGAUAUUUUCAUGAAAGACUUACAAUAUGUACAGUCGUAUGUUUUGGGGAAUAAUGACUCUUUCGACAGCGCCGUGACAUGAAUUUGGGUCUCUUACGUAUCCCGCAGAGAGCAAAAGAAGCUACGUCUUCAUCACCGAGCAGGAGCAUGCCCAAAAUGUCCGCGCUUACCCUAAUCGUCAGUAAAUCAGAAAAGCCAGUGCAACAGGUCCCUUUCAUAGUUGCUCACAUGCUGUGAAAUAAAGCCAGCGACAGAGAUUGCUUUUAAUUACUGACGUAAAAACACAGCAGCGAACGUCUUAGGAUGACGUCCCCGAGCGCUUUCGCUUCCCACGGCGCUGCCGCGCGAAAGCUGACGCCGCCGGCGGCAUCGUCCUGCUGUCACUUCACACGACCGCUAAGCAGAAAAUUAGAUUAAAUAAAAAUUGUCUCUUGGCCAGAAAAAUGAAAAUAUGCAAGUCUGCAAUAUCAGUGGAGAACAGUUUACUGUGCAUUUGUAAACGAGCUGGGGACUUAAAUCCUGAGAAGCCCAUUCUGCUGACGCCAGCGUACUGGAGCCACUGGCUUCUGAGGCAGACUGGGAUUUGUGAAGUGACUUUGCAGUGCUCUCUGGUUGUUAGACGACAUAAUGAACUUCCCAUGUGAAGAGGAGGUGGAUUUACAGUAAAGUAUGCAGACGUGGAUUAAGGCAUUGCUGAAACGCGGAAAAGAUUCAAAUUCCCGUUCAAAGGAAAAGUAUUCCAUUCACAAGCUAUUGGAUGACAGCAUUAUUUGCCCUUGGCAACUGAAGAUGAUGUUACUAUGGAAACAACUUGUGAUUCUAUCAGUCAUUGGCUGCCUGGCAGCUUUUGCAGAAGAUGAAAUGUUCCUUGGUCCAAGGUGGAUAACAGAACCCAGCGAUUUGACACUCCCCAUUGAUUCCCCCGACCAGGAGGUCACCAUACCAUGUGAAGCAGGCGGGGACCCCCCCCCACAGUACAGGUGGUCACUAAACGGAACGCUCCUUGUUCUCGGCAGCGACUACAGACGUCACACGUCCAGGGGCGACCUAAUCAUUAGUCGCCUGGACAGGAACCACGACACGGGGCUGUACCAGUGCACGGCGCUGAGCCCACUGGGGGCCGUCCUCAGUAGGAGGGCCAGCCUGCAGUUUGCCUACUUAGAGAAUUUCAAAGCCCAGCUGAGAAGUGCCGUCUCAGUGCGCGAGGGACAAGGCGUGGUGUUGUUGUGCGGCCCCCCGAUGCAUUCUGGAGAGCUUAGUUUCUCUUGGGUGUUUAAUGAAUACCCAAACUUCAUACAACAAGACAGCCGGCGGUUUGUAUCACAGGAGACAGGGAACCUCUACAUUGCUAAGGUGGAACCAUCAGACGUGGGCAACUACACCUGCGUGGUGACCAACUCCAUCACCAAGGGGAAAGUCCUAAGCUCUCCUACCCUACUGACCUUGAGGACAGACGGAGCGAUGGGUGAAUAUGAACCAAAAAUUGAAGUUCAUUUCCCUGAUGCCAUUCCUGCAGCAAAAGACUCUGUGGUUAAGCUGGAGUGCUUUGCUCUGGGAAACCCAGUCCCUGAAAUCACCUGGAGGAGAAUGAAUGGGGUCCCAUUUCCCAGCAAGGUGAAUGUGAAGAACUCUGGUGCUGUCCUAGAGAUUCCCAGCUUCCAGCAGGAAGAUGCCGGGACGUACGAGUGCAUGGCCGAAAACAGCCGGGGAAAGAAUACAGCGCGUGGCCGUCUAACAUUCCACUCAAAGCCCCACUGGAUCCAAACGAUGCAGGACACGGCCGUCUCCGUAGGGACCGGCCUGUACUGGGAGUGCAAGGCCAGUGGGAAGCCAAAGCCCUCUUACAGCUGGCUGAAGAAUGGGAAGAUCCUCGCCUCCGAGGGAAGGCUGAUGAUUGAAAAUGGAGUUUUGUCCAUCUCCUCUUUGGACCUGUCAGACGCUGGGAUGUAUCAGUGCAUCGCUGAAAACAAACAUGGAACUAUUUACUCCAGUGCUGAAUUGAUGGUCUUAGCCUCGGCGCCCAGCUUUUCCCGCGACACACUGAGGACGGUGCUGAAGGCACGCACAGGAAGUGAGGUCGUUCUGGAGUGCAAGCCCCAAGCUUCUCCCCAAGCUAUUAAACUCUGGAAGAAAGGGAAUGAGGUCCUGCACCCCAACGAGAGGAUUUCACUGUAUCCUAACGGAACAUUAAGGAUCUCAAACGUGACCCGGCGGGACGGCGGCAGCUACACUUGUAUAGCGCGAAACCAGUUUGGAACUGCGAGCACUACGGGAAGACUGCUAGUUACUGAGCCCACGAAAAUAAUCCAGAGGCCGAGCGACAUGGAGAUUAUAGUCGGCGAGAGCAUCGUGUUGCCCUGCCAGGUAGCCUGUGACCCAGUUCUCGAUGUGUCCUUCUCCUGGGCUUUCAACGGCCAGCUGAUUGACUUCUACAAGGAGGUGGAUCAUUUUGAGAGAGUGGGAGGGGCUGUUUCAGGAGAUUUGAUGAUUCGCAACAUUCAGCUGCGUCACGGUGGAAAAUACGUCUGCAUUGUCGAUACGGAUGUGGAGAGCUUGUCAUCUGCUGCAGUCGUGGUUGUGAAAGGUCCCCCAGGACCCCCAGGCACCGUGGUGGUGGAGGAGGUGACAGACAGCACCGCUCAGCUUUCCUGGAGUCCUGGCAGAGACAACGGCAGCCCCAUCACUGGAUACAUCAUCCAGGGGAGCACAGCCUACACUGUGGGCUGGCAGGUGGUCAAUACAGUGCCUGAAACGAUCGAUGGAAACACGCUGACAGCCACCGUGGUGGAUUUGAAUGCCUGGGUGGAGUAUGAGUUUCGUGUGGUCGCCAGUAACAAUGUGGGCAUGGGGGAGCCCAGUCCUCCCUCCAUCAAAGCCAGGACAGAGGACACCAUCCCCGAUACAGCGCCCUCUGAUGUUGGGGGAGGUGGUGGUACUAAAUCUGAACUGGUGAUAACGUGGGAGCCGGUGCCAGAGGAACUGCAGAACGGUGACGGCUUUGGAUACAUCAUAGCCUUCCGACCACAGGGCGGCAUCACCUGGACACGCGCCGUCAUAUCCACGCCCGGACUGGGCAGAUAUGUCUUCCGCAACGACACCAUUCCGACGUUUUCUCCAUUUGACGUUAAAGUGGGAGCGUACAACAAGAAGGGGCAGGGCCCGUUCAGCCCGAUCGUCACGGUGUAUUCGGCGGAGGAAGUGCCAAGCGUGAGGCCAGGCCGGGUUGUAGCCCACAGUAUUACAUCCUCGCAAAUUGAAGUCACCUGGGGAACCCCUCCAUCCUCUCCAGAAAGAGUCCUUGGAUUCGAGGUUACGUACUGGGAAGAUGAUACCAAGCCCGACACAGUCGGAAAAGUCCGAAUAUCUGGAAAUUACACGUCAGCUAAUGUCAGUGGACUGCGAGGAAACAUCCAGUAUUAUUUAACUGUUAGUACUUUCAACACGGCAGGUACAGGACCUCAGUCUCUGCCUGUCAAUGUCACCACUAAAAAACCACCCCCUGCACAGCCCCCUCUGAAUAUCGAGUGGACCCUGUUUGAUUCGCACCUCACCUUACAGUGGGACCCCGUGAUUGCCUUGGAGACUGAAUCUGAGGUCACUGGAUAUCAAAUAUCAUACAGAAGGCAUCGUCAAAGCAACGCCAGUUUCAUCACAACAAACAAAACUACGGUGGACUUAACGCUCCCCAGCAAUGACGACUAUUACGUUCAGGUCAAAGCGUUAAGUGAAGGCGGAGAGGGACUGGGUAGUGACCUCAUCCACAUCCACAAACUCAGUAUGGGUGCGCAUGGCUCCCGAGUGUCAAGCCUCCGUUCGGCACCCAUGAUCCUGGCCUGCUCUUCAGUAAUCUCCACACUAAGCUUGACGUUGUGAUAGCUGAGCCAACCACACAGACAAGACAUAGCCUUCUUUUAACUCAUCCUCAUAUAUUUUUUUUUUAAUUCGUAAUGUUUUCACAAGUAGCAUAUGUAAAUCAAUGUACCCAAAUCUCAGUUCCAGGGAGAAGGUGUUGAAAUGUACUGUUUCGGAGAGUGCGUAUUGUAAGCGGAGAUGUUCCAAAUUAUCCUUGGUGUGCAUGUUGCUGAACAAAACAAUCUUACAAGAGACAAUGUUGUUAUAUAAAAAAAAAA